CCUUCACCGUGGAAGUCAAUCGUGAACAUUUGAUAAGUACGUAUUUCAUUAGAAAAAUUGGUACCCGCCUGCGGGAUUCGAACACCGUUGUAUCGCUCGAUACGAAUGCACCGGACGUCUUAUCCUUUAGGCCACGACGACUUCGUAAAUUCUCUCUGUCUAUCCAUCCCCCUGCUAAAAGUCGUCACGUUACACUCAAGUACACAAUAACUCGAGGAGUAUAUAACAAGUCGAUAGCGCGCAUUCUCGCAGUAGCGCAUUCAUUCAUACCUGCACUAUUGCACAAUUCAGUCGCGCGCGUGUUAACUGAAGGGACGUUUUGUGAGUGUGUUCUGUGUUUACGGUGCAUUUGCGUUGUGCAAUUUAAAAAAAAAAAACAAAAAACAAAAACUAAGUACGAUGGGCUCCUUGCCUCGCGUCGCUGUGGUGACUGGACCCAGAGCGGCCGUCCCGACUGCCCCCCUCACUCACCACCUCGGCCCUUUAGCCAAGAGCGACAGGACAGCUCUUAUUUACAAAGACGAGAUCUCCAGCGUUCAGGUCAGUCAUGCAGAGCUUGCAGCGAGGACUAAUGUCCUGGCGAGAGCUAUCAGCGAGAGGGCCAGGACUGUGGGACCGAACAGAGAUGGUGACUACGUAAUUGCUGUUUGUAUGCAGCCCACACACAAUACGAUAAUGGCGUUGUUAGCGACGUGGAAGGCAGGAGCAGCGUACGUACCAAUGGAGCCGAGCUUCCCUCAGGGCAGGAUCACUCACAUACUGAAGGACGCCGAACCUUCCCUUGUCAUUUAUGAUGAUAGCGCGGACCCCUCAAUGUUCAAGGAAAGCGGAGUACCGUUCGCGUCAUUCGAAGAGUUAGCGCAGGAAGCUACCAGCCACUCAGCCGACGAACCAAUGGAUGCGGAGACACUGGCGCCACUUACAAGUGACAGCAUCGCUAUCGUACUCUACACUUCUGGAAGCACCGGCAUUCCGAAAGGUGUGCGUUUGUCGUACUCGGCAAUCUGCAAUCGUCUCUGGUGGCAGUUCCGCACGUUCCCCUACUCCGACUCCGAAGAGAUCUGCGUUUGGAAGACCGCGCUCACCUUCGUGGAUUCCGUCUGCGAGAUAUGGGGACCGCUGCUGCACGGGAGAGCCUUGCUAAUACUGUCGAGGGAGACCACCAGGGAUCCUCAGAAACUUGUCAACGUCCUCGCUGAUAAUCAGAUUGAAAGACUCGUGUUGGUUCCAACUCUGCUACGUUCCAUCCUGAUGUACCUGGCGUUGGGCCCCGCCUCACGACCGCUGCGGCGUCUCAAGCUGUGGGUCUGCUCCGGGGAAACCCUCAGCAAGGAGCUGGCUUCGGAGUUCUUUAAGUACUUCGGCAAUGAGGACGGAUACAAGCUCGCCAACUUCUACGGAAGCACUGAAGUCAUGGGCGACGUGACGUAUUACGUCUUGGAAGGCAGCGACCAAUUGGAUUUGUACCCGACUAUUCCUAUUGGGAGGCCCUUGGACAAUUGUGCGAUAUACCUGUUGGAUGAGGAGUUGAGCCCGACCCGUGAUUCCGAGCCGGGCGAGGUUUGGGUCGCGGGAGCUAAUCUAGCCGCUGGAUACGUUGGAGGCGGCGGCGCGAACCGUUUCUGUGAUAACCCUCACGCCACUCAACCUGAAUUCCAACGUUUAUACCGCACAGGAGAUUUCGGGACUCUUGUUAAGGGCGCGGUGCUGUACGCCGGUCGCACGGACGCCCAGGUCAAGAUUCGAGGACACCGCGUGGAUCUGCUGGAAGUGGAAAGAGCGCUGGCCCAAGUCCCAGGAGUUGACAAGUGCGUGGUGCUAUGCUACGGUUUGGACAGAGGCAACCCUGAGAUCCUCGGCUUCGUCACAACCAAGCCGGGCGCCCGGACCAGCGCGCAGCACAUCGAGGGCAAGCUCAGAAGCGCCCUGACCCACUACAUGAUGCCACAGGUAAUCGAGGUUGAAAGCAUUCCUCUGCUGGUAAACGGCAAAGUGGACCGGCAGGGUCUCCUUAAGAUGUACGAGAACACGAACAACAAUGACGACGCCGAGGUAGCCGUCGACAUUGACUGCAGUGGCGCGGGGCUCGCGGACCUGGAGGCAGCCCAGGCCCUCUUGGAGACGGUGGGCGCCGUGCUCGGCAGGGCCGCCAGAGGAACGCUGUCUCUGAGGUCCGGCUUCUAUGAGCUGGGAGGGAACUCUCUGAACUCCAUCUACACUAUCACCAAGUUGAGGGACAGAGGUUACUAUGUGGAAAUCAGCGACUUCCUGGGAGCUUCCACUCUGGGCGAGGUUCUGUCGAAGAUGUCGACGGAUCCUAAUGGCGGCGCCGACUCGAAGGAGGCCACGUUCACAGCCGUGCCCAUGAGGGAUGAGCACAAGAAGGAAGUUAUUGACAUGGUGGAGUCCUCGUUCUACGAGAAAGCCGAGCUGGAGCAGUUCUUGAAACACGAGAUCGAGACCAGGGACUACGCCGACUGCAUCGACGCCUGCUGGCCGGCGCUGCUGCAGGCCGGACUGAGUGUCGUCCUCAAUGACGUGAACAGCGAACCAGUAGCAGUGGCUUUGAACUUCGACGUGAGAGACGAACCUGAGAUCGAGUUGUCUGGAGGACUCGCCAAGAUCAUGGGAUUUUUGGAGUACGUGGAGGGUUCCGUGAGGGACACCAUGCUGCCCCAUGGGAAAGGUGCUGUGCUGCAUUCGUUCAUGAUGGCGACGAGUGAGCGUCUGAGCGCACGAGACAAUGUGUCCGCCAUCCGCGCUCUGGAGCUAGCCACAGACCGAGUAGCGAGACAGAGACGCUUCAGAGGCGUGUUCACGACCAACACGAGUCCGCUUACGCAGCAACUCGGCACAGAUAUACUCGGAUUCAAAACACUGCUAGACUACCAAAUAAAUCAGUACGUGGACCCCAACGGCGAAAGGAUCUUCGGAAAAGCACCUGACGAUAUGAGGGCUAUUGUGUGCUGGAAACCCUUGGACUAAUUGACCUGCAGCCGGGCGGUAGCACGAUACGAAAAAAUCCUGAAGGCUUUCUUGUUGAUUUAAAACGUUCAACAAAAUAUCUGUGGUAAUUCGAAUUGUGAAUGUCUUUGAAGGUUUGAGUACCGGUGUUCAGUUCAAAUAUCAAUCGAAUUGUAACGAGUGGAAAAACAAAACGUGGCAAUAUCACUGAAUAAAUUAUUUUAAUGUUAAACUUGGAUACAAUUUAAUUUGAUACUUGAUUGAGCACAGCAUUAAAUAGCGUUGCAAAGAAUUUCUUUUUUGGAAAUACUUUGUUUAUUUCUAGAGUCGGAAAUCUGUAAUUUUAAAACUUAUCAUUAAUAUAUAAUUUGUUUUUUGUAAUUUAAAAUAGAAAGUUUUAUCAGAUUUACAUUCAAAUCCUUUGAUUGCCAAAAAGGCAAGUUUUCUCUAUGGUUCUCUGAACCAAAAGCAAUGGAAUCUCACCAUAGAAUAUUGUAGAAAAUAUGUUAUUUUACGUAUUAUUAGUACAUUCCAAAAUGUAGGUAGGUAUUAGGUACCUACGUAGGUACAUAUAUAUGUAUUUUAUGAAUUAAUCUAUGUUUAAGAUAAAAUAUUUGGCUUUAUGGUGUGAUAUCUUCGCCUUUUCUGUAUUGGAAAAUAUGUAGAAGACCAUUAGAAAUGUCAUUAUACAAAACGUUAUUUUUCGACUAUAUUAUUAUCUAAUAUAUAAAAUUCUCGUGUCACAGUUUUCGUUGCCAUACUCCUUCGAAACGGCUUGACCGAUUUUGAUGAAAUUUUUUGUGCUUAUCCGGUAUCUAUGAGAAUCGGCCAACAUCUAUUUUUCAUCCCCCUAAAUGUUAGGGGUAGUCCACCCCAAAAAUUUUUUAUUUAUUUUUUAGACAAAAUUUUUAAUUUCUAUUUUUUUAUAAUACAACAUACAAAAAUACAUACAAUCCUCAAUUUUCACCCCUCUACGAUUAACCCCUAUUUUUUAUUGGUUAAUUAAACUUUAAUUUUUUUGGCAAGAUUUUCAUUUUUAUUUUGUCAUGAAUUAAAAUAAAAAAUCUGAUGUUACUCUCAAAUUUUAAUCAAUCUAUGAUCAACCCCUAUUUUUUAUUUGUUAAUUAUAAACUUUAAUUUUUCCGGCAAGUUUUUUAUUUUGUUUUGUCAUGACUUAAAAUAAAAAAAAUCAUAUUACUCUCAAUUUUCACUCUUAUACGAUCAACCCCUAUUUUUCCAUCCCGAUUAAUAUUUUUUUUAUUCUAUGCACAGAUCCGCAAUAAGGUUGCAAGAUGGCAAUCAAAUAUUAUAAUUGUAGUACGAUAAAUUCUUAUUCAGAGUUUAUAAUAUCAAGUUCCUUUAAUUAUGAUUUUUUUAAAAUUGAAUUUGAUCUCCCGCCCUCGGCGGUCGUCUACUGAUCAACUAUCAAUCGAUCAGCUAUCCCCGCCAGGUGUCACCACUCAUCCAGCAAACAUCACGUAGUAGGGAUGAGGACGAAGCCGGUCUCCUGUCUUACGUACUCACUAUACAUCAUAGAUUAUACACUUAAUAUAUUUGAGAGCUAUACAAUACUAUACAUUUUUCAGCCAUGUUUUUUUGGUUUUAUUUGUGUAUCAAUAGUAUGUUCAGUAGGUCUGAGAAUCGGCUACUAUCUGUUUUUCAUACCCCUAAGUGAAUUUUUUUGCAUAUUUUUUUUUGUUUAUAAUUAGGUAUUAUGUGGUUAAAGGAGGUUUUUUUCUACAGUAGAAUUUCCCUAGAAACUUAUUUAAGGCAACACAACGUUUGCCGGGUCAGCUAGUGUAAAAUAAGUUUGCGUAAAUUAAAUGUUUAAUGCAGUUUUAAAGUAAGGAAAUUUGAUUUACGUAAAGUUUGUAAUUCUUGUUCAAUAAUUUUUUGCAACUCAGUGAUUACGUAACUAAAAGUAAUCGAAAAUGUUUAAUGAUUUAGACUGAUCUUUCAAUUAACAGAUGAUAAAUAAAACAGACAUUCAGAAUUGAGAGCCUAUAUAUUAAAUUAUAAUUUACAAAACCAAAAUUUUGUCUGUUGCAAAAAAAAUAACAAGUCAGUACACUACUUUUUAAUUUAGUUUGGUUAUAAUUAACAUGAUGGCUAACAUCGGAUAAUUUCGAAAAAUCAUUUCUAAAGAAAGUGGUCCAGUCUGACAUUGAAUUUUGUUUUUGUUUAUUUCCACGUCAAUAAAGUAUUACGUUGUUAGUAUUAAGCCUCGCGACAGUUGGUAAGUUUGAUAUAGAAUAGGGAUAAUUAGGAAUAUUCUGACAGCUAUAUCCAUAGAUUAUACACUUAAUAUAUUUGAGAGCUAUAUCGGACGACCACGAAUUGUUGUACCUAUUGUGAUGUUGUUUUUGCUUUGGACACGGUAAAAAUACAGACCGGGAAGCGAAGCAGUGUGAAACUGUGAUUAAUGAUCUUAUUGUAAUUAGUUACUAAAUAUAUUUAAAGUAUAGACUGUCGAAACUAUUUUGUCUCUCUAAAUAAAAUUAUUUGUAUCUCACUCGCUUAUAGUUUUUGAAGGCAAAUCAGGCGACAUUGACUGUAAUGUUUUUGAAACUAGGAGUUUUUAUAAAUCGUACUCGACCUGUCUCAUCUAGGAAUUAGAUGGCAUUAGUGAUUUUGAUAGAUUUGCGACUUGUUUAGCUAGUGCUGUAUUAAGGCAUUGGUUAAAAAAUCUUUUUGUCACAAUUUUAUUUAAUUGUACAUUGUAUCUAGAUAGAGAGCGAUAUGCCAGAGUAUGCUUACUAAAAAUACGUUAUAAUACUUGUAAGUUUCAAAUGAAACAUUCGCCUAUAUAGUUAUGUGAUUGAAUCGUAAAUGUAAUGCGAAUAAAUGUUAUGAAAAUUACAA
Messenger RNA from Bombyx mori (domestic silkworm), 5826 nucleotides. RefSeq names its product ebony protein (gene e). NCBI's taxonomy places the organism in Eukaryota, Metazoa, Arthropoda, Insecta, Lepidoptera, Bombycidae. The transcript is spliced from 17 exons. The record is from RefSeq and is a predicted model, not a curated record. The coding region runs from base 400 to 2985 and encodes 861 amino acids.